Lytechinus pictus (painted urchin) is the source of this 11756-nucleotide messenger RNA. RefSeq lists its product as uncharacterized. Lineage: Eukaryota; Metazoa; Echinodermata; Echinoidea; Temnopleuroida; Toxopneustidae. The record is from RefSeq and is a predicted model, not a curated record. The transcript is spliced from 5 exons. Bases 23 to 9994 code for a protein of 3323 amino acids.
AGGUGAAAUAGAGUGAGAAGCGAUGGAUGUAAGAACAGAUGCUGGUUCACAGUCCUCAACAACAUCAUCUGUGAAGUGUAAGCAAGAAGUUAUUAUCAAAGAGGAGGAUGCAGACAAACCUGAAAAUAGUCGUAUCAAUUCUGGCUUAUCAAUCCAUUGUGAACAAAGUCAUAUCAAGUCAGAAGACACCAUCUGUAAGAAUGAGGAGAAGUUGUUAUCAAAGAGCGAUGGAUAUGAUACAUUCUUCAUCAAGGAGGAAGAAGAGGAAUGUUUACAACAAGAAACCACUUCCCAUACCCCUAUUGAACCUGAGCAAUGGCCUUUGAGAGCUGAGUCCUUGGUAGAGAGAGAAGAGUUACCUGACAAGGAAAGAACACAUCAGGAUUCAUCAUAUAAUACUCAAGAAGGUCUCACAGAAUCUUUGCAAACCACAUGUCAAAUCGGUACUACUUCAAGGAUUGACAUGUCCUCAGAGUGCACUGGGAAAGAUAUAUCUCAAGAGCAGAGCAGCAUCAAAGACUAUAGCAAGGAUUCUCAAGGAGUAGAUAGACCUCACUUACCAGCAUCAAUAGAAAACUCGUGUGACCUUGGAGAGGAGAGGUCACAAAGAUGUUUGAGAGGAUCAAAUGAUCUUGCUUGUCAUGUCAGUGUAGACCACAGAAGCAGUUCUUUGUCUUGUUGCAAAUCUGUGCAGAGUAAAGAGACGUCACCUGGAAGGCCCCAUGAUUGCUCUCAAUGCGGGACAAAGUUUCAGAAGCUUUGGAAUCUAAAAGAACAUAAGUCAAAGCAUAAUGGUGAAAAGCCUUUUCCAUGCAGUAAAUGUCAACAAUCUUAUACACGUAAGAGAAAUCUUAAGAGACAUUUGAUUAUGGUUCAUGGAGUAGGCAAUGAUGGAAAGUCUAACCAGGGAGAAACAACUUCUUCCAGAUCUUUUGUUGGAAGACCCCACGCUUGCUCUGAUUGUGAUAAAAGGUUUAGUCGGUUAAGUCGCCUGAAAGAACAUAUGUAUACACAUACUGGUAAAAAGCCUUUUGCUUGUUCGUUAUGUCCAUCAUCCUUUGUUAGAAAGCAUGACCUUUUUAGACAUUCAUCAAGACUUCAUGGGGUUGGUCAAGGUGGUGUGUCCAAACAGGGAGACAAGGUUUCUUCCAAACGUAAAGACAUUACUCAAAAGCAGUGUCAUGCACAAAGUGAAAGUAUAAAAGGAUUUGAUGGAAAUGCUAUUGAGCGAAUAGAUAACACAGGUGAUGUACCUAACAACAUUUGUAAAGGCAAUGUUUCAAAUAGUACAGUACAUUCAAAAACAUUGUGUAAUGAACAGACGUCUCUUAACAGGCCCCAUGUGUGCUCUCAAUGUGGGAAAAAGUUUCAGAAAAUGUUGAGUCUGAAAGUCCAUAUGUAUACACAUACAGGUAAAAAGCCUUUUGAAUGUUCUUUGUGUCCACAAUCCUUUAAUCGUAUGAAGCAACUCGUAAGGCAUUCAUCAGAACAACAUGGGAAUGAGGUGAUUGAAUGUAGAAAGAAGAUUGCUUCUGAAAAUAAAGACAUUGCUCACAAUGAAAAGUUUGUCACAAAUUACAUGCAAUCACAUGACCGAGGUCACAACAAAUCACUUGAAACAAAUCAAAAGCAAAUACAUAGAGCAGAUCAGGAAAAGAUUGAUAUAACCGAUGAGUGGGAACAACAUGGUAAUGUUCACCAGGAAAUGCAUAGCCAAAGUGAUGAUAUAUUAAGCAAACUGGGAAAUACAGAAAGUUCAAAGAGCACAAGUAAAGGGCUUUCCUUAAAAUCUAGAUCACAUGAAAUUCCUAAGCAAUUGUAUACUAGACCUUAUGCUUGCACUCAGUGUGGGAAAAGGUUUAAGAGGACAUUUAAUCUGAAAGAACAUAUGUACACACAUACUGGUAAAAAGCCUUUUGAAUGUUCUGUAUGUCCAAAAUCCUUUAGACGAAGGACGGACCUUGUAAAUCAUUUAUUAAAACAUCAUGGGGUAACUGUUGAUCAGGUGUCUCGUGGGGUUAUUCUUGGUCAAGAUUCUCAUGGGGUAACUGUUGAUCAAGAGUCUCUUGUAACUGUUGAUCAAAAGUCUCAUGGGGGAACUGUUGGUCAAGAUUCUCAUGGGGUAACUAUUGGUCAAGAGUCUUGUGGGGUGACUGUUGAUCAAGAGUCUCUUGUAACUGUUGAUCAAGAGUCUCAUGGGGUAACUGUUGGUCGAGUGUCUCAUGGGGUAGCUGUUGAUCAAGAGACUCGUGGGGUAGCUGUUGAUCAAGAGUCUCAUGGGGUAGCUGUUGAUCAAGAGACUCGUGGGGUAGCUGUUGAUCAAGAGUCUCUUGUAACUGUUGAUCAAAAGUCUCAUGGGGGAACUGUUGGUCGAGUGUUUCAUGGGGUAACUGUUGAUCAAAAGUCUCAUCAGGUAGCUGUUGGUCAAGAUUCUCAUGGGGUAACUAUUGGUCAAGAGUCUCUUGUAACUGUUGAUCAAGAGUCUCUUGUAACUGUUGAUCAAAAGUCUCAUGGGGUAGCUAUUGAUCAAGAGACUCGUGGGGUUGCUGUUGAUCAAGAGACUCGUGGGUUAGCUGUUGAUCAAGAGUCUCUUGUAACUGUUGAUCAAAAGUCUCAUGGGGUAGCUGUUGAUCAAGAGACUCGUGGGGUUGCUAUUGAUCAAGAGAGUCAUGGGGUAGCUGUUGAUCAAGAGACUCGUGGGGUUGCUGUUGAUCAAGAGAGUCAUGGGGUAGCUGUUGAUCAAGAGUCUCUUGUAACUGUUGAUCAAAAGUCUCAUGGGGUAGCUGUUGAUCAAGAGACUCGUGGGGUUGCUAUUGAUCAAGAGAGUCAUGGGGUAGCUGUUGAUCAAGAGACUCGUGGGGUUGCUGUUGAUCAAGAGAGUCAUGGGUUAGCUGUUGAUCAAGAGUCUCUUGUAUCUGUUGAUCAAAAGUCUCAUGGGGUAGCUGUUGAUCAAGAGACUCGUGGGGUUGCUAUUGAUCAAGAGAGUCAUGGGGUAGCUGUUGAUCAAGAGACUCGUGGGGUUGCUGUUGAUCAAGAGACUCGUGGGUUAGCUGUUGAUCAAGAGUCUCUUGUAACUGUUGAUCAAAAGUCUCAUGGGAUAGUUGUUGAUCAAGAGACUCGUGGGGUUGCUAUUGAUCAAGUGUCUCAUGUGGUAACUGUUGAUCAAGAGUCUCUUGUAACUGUUGAUCAAGUGUCUCGCGGGGUAACUGUUGAUCAAGUGUCUCAUGGGGUAGUUGUUGAUGAAGAGACUCAUGGGGUAACUGUUGAUCAAGUGUCUAACAGUGGAAACAAGUCUUCCAAGGAUCAAACUGAAAUUCUUGCUCACAAGCAACAAAUAAGUAAAGGGCUGUCCUUAAAAUCUAGAUCACAUGAAAUUCCUAAGCAAUUGUAUACUAGACCUUAUGCUUGCGCUCAGUGUGGGAAAAGGUUUAAGAGGACAAAUCAUCUGAAAGAACAUAUGUACACACAUACUGGUAAAAAGCCUUUUGAAUGUUCUUUAUGUCCAAAAUCCUUUAGACGAAGGACGGACCUUGUAGAGCAUUUAUUAAGACAUCAUGGGAUAAAUGUUGAUCAAGAUUCUUAUGGGGUAACUGCUGAUCAAGUGUUUCAUGGGGUAUCUGCUGAUCAAGGGUCUCUUGUGGUAACUGUUGAUCAAAAGUCUCAUCAGGUAGCUGUUGGUCAAGAUUCUCAUGGGGUAAUUGUUGGUCAAGAGUCUUGUGGGGUGACUGUUGUUCCAUUUUUUUAUGGGGUAACUGUUGAUCAAGAGUCUCAUCAGGUAGCUCUUUAUCAAGAUUCUCAUGGGUUAGCCGUUGAUCAAGAGUCUGGGGUAGCUGUUGAUCAAGAGACUCGUGGGGUUGCUAUUGAUCAAAUGUCUGAUGUGGUAACUGUUGAUCAAGAGAGUCAUGGGGUAACUGUUGAUCAAGUGUUUCAUGGGGUAGCUGUUGAUCUAGAGACUCCUGGGGUAGCUGUUGAUCUAGAGACUCCUGGGGUAGCUGUUGAUCUAGAGACUCCUGGGGUAGCUGUUGAUCAAGAGAGUCAUGGGUUAGCUGUUGAUCAAGCGUCUCUUGUAUCUGUUGAUCAAAAGUCUCGUGGGGUAGCUGUUGAUCAAGAGACUCGUGGGGUUGCUAUUGAUCAAGAGUCUGAUGUGGUAACUGUUGAUCAAGAGAGUCAUGGGUUAGCUGUUGAUCAAAAGUAUCGUGGUGUAGCUGUUGAUCAAGAGACUCGUGGGGUUGCUAUUGAUCAAGUGUCUGAUGUGGUAACUGUUGAUCAAGAGUCUCUUGUAACUGUUGAUCAAGUGUUUCAUGGGGUAACUGUUGAUCAAGAGACUCAUGGGGUAACUUUUGAUCAAGUGUUUCGUGGGGUUGCUGUUGAUCAAGAGUCUCUUGGAACUGUUGAUCAAGUGUCUCCUGGGGUAACUGUUGAUCAAGAGACUCAUGGGGUAGCUGUUGAUCAAGAGUCUUUUGUAACUGUUGAUCUAGUGUCUCCUGGGGUAGCUGUUGAUCUAGUGUCUAACAGUGGACACGAGUCUUCUGAGGAUCAAACUGAAAUUCUUGCUCACAAGCAACAAAUAAGUAAAGGGCUGUCCUUAAAAUCUAGAUCACAUGAUAUUCCUAAGCACACUAGGCCCUAUGCUUGCACUCAGUGUGGGAAAAGGUUUAAGAAGACAAAUCAUCUGAUAGAACAUAUGGAUACCCAUACCGGUAAAAAGCCUUUUAUGUGUUGUAUAUGUCAACGAUCUUUUGCUCGUAAGAGGGCCCUUGUAAGUCAUUCUUUAAAAGUUCACGGGUUUAGUUAUGAUCAGUUAUCUGAACAGGGAUACAAGUUUUCUUCCAAACUUAAAGUCUUAGUUUACAAACUACCAGUUGAGGAUUGUCUUGAGAAAAUUAAUAGCCCUGGUGACAAGCAACGCCAUCAGCAAACACAUAGUGAAGAUCAAGAACAGCCAAAAACUAUGGGUCAACAUCAAGAUCAAGGCCCAGUUUGUGUUGUCAUACAUUCUCCGUUGUGCAAUUUUAAAGACACUCUGUUAGAUUCUGAGGGAAUACAACCUGACGUGAUUCAUGGACUUGGCAAUGUAGAAGAAUCUGAAUAUACAGGGGAGUCUAGGAAUGAAGGAGAACAGAGCCAAUUGAGUGAAGGAAGUGAUGCAGUUAAAAUCAAUAGCCUUCGUGAAGAUUUAUCUUCAUGCAUGUUAUCUCUGAAAUUACGAGAAGAAUAUACUAAAAGUAAACAACCAAAUGAAAGUCUAGAGUCCAGUGUCAGUGAAAUCCUUGAUAACAAUAGAAACACAUCAGGUGAAAGUACAUCAAAUACUUCUCCUUCCAAUGCUCCAUCAUAUGUGCAAAGUGAAGAAUGUUCACUUGGAAGUCCCUAUGUAUGUGCUAAAAGUGGUUCAAGGUUUAGCAAGUUAAGUAAUCUGAAAGAACAUAUGUAUCAGCAUAGUAGCGAAAAGCCUUAUGUAUGUUCUAUAUGCCAACAAUCAUUUAUUCAAAAGAGAAGCCUUUUGAGACAUUCAUUAAGACAUCAUGGGAUUAGUAAAGAUUAUUUGUCCAGACAAGGAAACAGGUUUUCUACCAAACUGAAAGGCACUACUCGAAAGCAGCUGCAUGUUGUUGGUGAAAGUAAAAAACAAUUAGAUGACAAAUUUAAAUGUCAUUUUGAUAACACAGAUGAUAUUUCUAGUGAAAUUGGUAAAACUAAUGAAUCAAAUAGUACUGUUCUUUCCAAAGUACUCUACACAGAUUUCGAACAAAGAAUCACCUCUGUUAGUAAUCCUCAGGCUACUAUUCAAGAAACUAACAGAAAACAACUUCAAGGAAAUAUGGAAAGUUCAAAUAUCAUGAGUAAAGGGCUUUCUUUAAACUCAAGAUCACAUGAAAUUCCUAAGCCCUAUAGUUGUUCUGUAUGUGGGAAAAAGUUCAGAAAUACCAGUCAUCGUAAAGAACAUAUGUACACACAUACUGGUAAAAAGCCUUUUGAAUGUUCUUUAUGUCCAAAAUCCUUUAGACGAAGGGCACAAGUUGUGGAUCAUUCAUUAAGUAUUCAUGGGGUAACUGUUGAUCAAGUGUCUUGUGGGGUAACUGCUGAUCAAGAGUCUCAUGGGGUAGCUGUUGAUCAAGUGUCUUGUGGGGUAACUGCUGAUCAAGAGUCUCAUGGGGUAGCUGUUGAUCAAGAGUCUUGUGGGGUAACUGCUGAUCAAGUGUCUCAUGUUGAAAUUGUUGAUCAAGAGUCUCAUGGGGUAGCUGUUGAUCAAGUAUCUCAUGAGGUCGCUGUUGAUCAAGUAUCUCAUGGGGUAGCUGUUGAUCAAGUAUCUCAUGGGGUAGCUGUUGAUCAAGUAUCUCAUGGGGUAGCUGUUGAUCAAGUAUCUCAUGGGGUAGCUGUUGAUCAAGUGUCUCAUAGGGUAACUGUUGAUCAAGAGACUCAUGUGGUAACUAUUGAUCAAGAGUCUCAUGGGGUAACUGUUGAUCAAGAUUCUCAUGUGGUAACUAUUGAUCGAGUGUCUAAUAGUGGAAACAAGUCUUCCGAGUAUCACACUGAAAUUCUUGCUCAAAAGAAACCAAUAAGUAAAGGAAUCUCCUUAAAAUCUAGAUCACGUGAAAUUCCUAAGCCCUAUGGUUGCUCUGUAUGUGGGAAAAAGUUCAGAAAUACCAGUCAUCGUAAAGAACAUAUGUACACACAUACUGGUAAAAAGCCUUUUGAAUGUUCUUUAUGUCCAAAAUCCUUUAGACGAAGGGCACAAGUUGUGGAUCAUUCAUUAAGUAUUCAUGGGGUAACUGUUGAUCAAGUGUCUUGUGGGGUAACUGCUGAUCAAGAGUCUCAUGGGGUAGCUGUUGAUCAAGAGUCUUGUGGGGUAACUGCUGAUCAAGUGUCUCAUGUUGAAAUUGUUGAUCAAGAGUCUCAUGGGGUAGCUGUUGAUCAAGUAUCUCAUGAGGUCGCUGUUGAUCAAGUAUCUCAUGGGGUAGCUGUUGAUCAAGUAUCUCAUGGGGUAGCUGUUGAUCAAGUAUCUCAUGGGGUAGCUGUUGAUCAAGUAUCUCAUGGGGUAGCUGUUGAUCAAGUGUCUCAUAGGGUAACUGUUGAUCAAGAGACUCAUGUGGUAACUGUUGAUCAAGAGUCUCAUGGGGUAACUGUUGAUCAAGAUUCUCAUGUGGUAACUAUUGAUCGAGUGUCUAAUAGUGGAAACAAGUCUUCCGAGUAUCACACUGAAAUUCUUGCUCAAAAGAAACCAAUAAGUAAAGGAAUCUCCUUAAAAUCUAGAUCACGUGAAAUUCCUAAGCCCUAUGGUUGCUCUGUAUGUGGGAAAAAGUUCAGAUAUACCAGUCAUCGUAAAGAACAUAUGUACACACAUACUGGUAAAAAGCCUUUUGAAUGUUCUUUAUGUCCAAAAUCCUUUAGACGAAGGGCGCAAUUUGUGGAUCAUUCAUUAAGUUUUCAUGGGGUAACUGUUGAUCAAGUCUCUUACAGUGAAAAGCAUCCAAUUGAUUCCAAUCAAAAAGACAUGUCUGACCAAGAUAACAUGCAAAUCAGCCAUGGCAAAGAUUGUACAGAUCAUAACCCAUCAGUACAUACAAACAAUGAUACCCUCAAUUAUAGAUGUGCGUGUGGAGAAAGUUUUCAUUCGUUUGAACAACUCACUGUCCACACAAAGACUGUUGGGGGAGGGGAACCCAUGAAAUGUCCAAAUUGCGAUGAGGUGUUUUGUGAAAGGUCUUCUUACAUUUGCCAUAUACUUAUGCACCUGGAAAAAAAUCACAAAUGCCCUGAAUGUGAACAGACCUUUCGAUGGAGCUAUGAAUUAACAGCACACAUGAAAUCACACCUUACUGAAAGUAAAGAAAACAAGACUCUCCCAACUGAAUUUCGAAGAGGCAAAAAAUCAAUUAAGGCAGGCUCCUCCAAAAAAGAUCGUAAAUAUGGGACAUAUGUAUGCUCUCAGUGUAAUAAGCGUUUCAGAAAAUCAUCAUGCCUGAGAGAACACAUAGCUUAUUUCCAUACAGGGGAAAAAUAUUUGUCUUGCUCUAAAUGUUCAUCGACUUUUGUUAAACGGAAAUCACUAAUCUGGCAUUCUGCAAAACACCAUGGGGUUGUCCUUGAUCAGAUCUGUGAAUGUGGAAAGGGGUUUUCUUCCAAAGCAGAAGUCAUUGCUCACAUUACCACACAUGGCACAGCUCAUGAUCAAGGGAAUUCUAAUGAAGAAGAGUCCAUCAAGGUGUUUCACAACUCUGAUUCUAAUAUGAGCCUGGUUGAAACACAAACAAGUUUUAAAGAGCCUCAGUUGAGCAAAGAAAUGAGUGAGAAGACCAGAUCAAUUACCAUGACUAAGGAUUUGUUUGAUGACUAUGAUGAUGAUCAGAUGAGCAUCAGUUCAGAACUUAAUGGAAGGGGUACAAAGAGUGAUGAAUCUAGCAGUGCAUUGACUGUAGUAGACGCUCAGAGAGAAAAUGAUCAAGAAUCAAGUCUAGAGGAGCUUAGUGAUCAAACUGUUGAUGAAAGACUUUGUUCCUGCUCUGAAUGCCAACAACGUUUUCCUGGCAAACUCUCGCUUUUGCAACACUUGAUGAGAUGUCAUGAGGAUAUUUUGAAGAAAGUUUGUGAGUGUGGUGAGAGGUUUGCCAGUGAGGAAGCUCUCUACAGUCACCAGAGAGGACUGGUCAAAUGUAAUAAGUGCCCUAUCUGUAAGAAAACAUUUGAAGGUCAAUGUUUGUAUAAGCUUCAUAUGGAAAUGCAUGCAGAGCUGCAAUAUAAGUGUACUGAAUGUGAAGACAAAUUUGCCCUUGAGAAUCAAUUAAUCAACCAUCUUAAGUUUCAUACAGGUGGAAAACCAUUUGCUUGUUCCAUGUGCAAGGCAAGCUUUUCCCAAGACAGUAGCCUUGCUGAACAUAUGCAAAUGCACAAGAAAGAGAACCUCUAUGAAUGUGUAAAGUGUGGGAUACUAUUUGUGAAUGCAAACGAAAUUUGCGAGCAUGAUCUAAAAGUGCACAAGCAUCGUUGGUGUCCAGUGUGUGAUAAACAUUUUCAUGCAAGUAAAGAGUAUGAAGAACACAUGCAAACGCACAAAAAAGACCCAAUCUUUGAGUGUUUGAAAUGUCGUAAACAAUAUCCUCACUUGGAAAGCCUUAAGAGACAUGCAACACGCCAUGAUGAAAGCAGGAUUUUGAAAUGCUUGUCAUGUGAUAAACUCUUUAUAAGAGAAAACCUUAGAAAACAUGUGAAAUGGCAUCGCUCAAUUAGACCUCAUAAAUGCAUCCAAUGUGGAAAGGGUUUCGUUAAUAAGAAUGAGCUUAAGAAACACAUUGUACGUGUCCAUACAAAAAGGAUACCAGCUCUCCAUCUGUGUCACAUAUGUGGAAGAGCAUGUGUUUCAGAAGCACGGUUGUUGAUUCAUGUAGAAUCGGUCCACAAAAAGCAGGAAUUUCACACAUGUCCUGACUGUGGGUACAGCGUUGCUUCCAAACAGCUCCUAUCACAGCACCUUUACAUAUGCAGGGGUGGCAAGCCAUACAAGUGCACCAUAUGCCAAGAUCUUUUCAGUGAUAAGUACGAGUUAAAUCGGCACAUCAAAAGGCAUGCUGGUAAAAACCAAUGUCCUGUAUGCAAGCGGCAGUUCAAAUCGAUAUCUGAUGUCAAUCUUCAUGUGCGGAGAGUGCAUACAGGUGAAAGACCAUUUCAAUGCUCCCAGUGCCCAGCUAGGUGUGUUGGGCCAAGUGCCCUUAAAGUUCAUAUGACAUGGCACUAUGGUGUGAAGCGUUUCAAGUGCCCAUUAUGUAGAAAAGCAUUUAUAACAACCACUAGUCGCAAUAGGCACUUAAAAAAGGUACACAAGGAAGUCAACUAUCUGAUGUGUGAUAAAUGUGGAGAAAGGUUUUCAGGAUUUGACGAGAUAUUGAAUCACAGGAAACGUCUGUAUAAAGAAACCCCCCAUCUAUGUGUUGUUUGUGAAAACAGAUAUCAGACAAUCUGUGAAUUGACUGUACAUUUGAAAACCCAUUCUAAUUAACAUGGAACAAAGAAAUCUUAAUCAUUUUUGUCUCACCGGCAUAGCAGAGCGAGACAGCGGCAACACUGAAAUCCUAACCAAGGUUAAGUUUUUGAAAUACCAUCAUAAUUUGAAAAGUAUAUUGACCAAGUUCAUGAAACUUGGACAUAAAGGUAAUCACAUAUUACUGAACGUCAUGCUUGAGUUUCAGAACACAUGACCAAGGUCAAAGGUCAUUUAUGGUCAAUGAACCUAGACCAUGUUGGGGAAAUCUAUAUCGAAAUCUUAACCAAGAUUAAGUUUUUGAAAUAUCAUUACUUUGAUAGUUUAUGGACCUAGUUCAUGUAACUUGGACAUAAUGGUAAUCAAGUUUCCCUGAACAUCCUGGGCGAGUUUCAGGUCACAUGACCAAGGUCAAAGGUCAUUUAGGGUUUAUGAACUUUGGCAGUGUUGGGGGGUAUUUGUUGAAUUGCCAUCAUAACUUUAAAAGCUCAGAGAUCCACCAAAGAUCACUGAAAGUCCAAACAUUUCUGAAGAUCAUCAUAUACCUCUUAUUGACCAAUAAAAUACAAUUGACUAACCUUUAGAAGGUCAUUGUAUCACUAGUAUAUGAUAAUCAAUCAGAGUGCUUUCAGGAGGUUUUCAGAGCCUUUCCACAGAUAUCACAAACUACAGUUAUCUUGGAGACUAUUAAAUUGAUACCUUGCCAAUUUGACCCUUUUCUUGGUCUUUCAAGGGUCUCCUUUCUGUGGAAUUAUUCACGAUACAGCCCCCAUUCCACGUCAUGUUGCAGUAAUCUACAGGCCACAGAGCAGACAGAGCAUUUCCAGAUUUCUGGAAGAAUUUUCACUUUCUCAACAGCAGCAUGUAUAGAACUACACCAACGGAAGGUUGCUCCGGGCAUCUCGGAUCACUCAGCAGUUUGGGAGAUUGGUUUCAGCAAGCCGAAUCUGACUCGAUCAACAUUUAUCUCCCAAACAUCCGAGACAUAGAUCAAGUAACCUUUGCCCAAGAUGUAGCUGAUAGCAGCAUUAUCCUUUCUGCUACAGACAACGUCGAUAAUGCUGUUCUUUGCUACAACACUGAGCUUGAGAAGCUUCUCAACAUCCACACUCCACCAAGGACUAGAAAGGUAAAGAGCCAUGUGGACUGUCCGUGGUACAGCUCUGACAUCACUUUACUGAAGCGUAUUUGAUGAAGACUGAAGAUGAAGUGGGGAAAAGUGGACUACUGAUUGACAGGGAUCAUUUCCGGGUUCAGCGCAACCUUGUCAACUCUCUCGUCAAGAGGUCGAAGCAAUCUUACCUCGUAGGUCUUGUUGAGUGCCAAGGUGACUCAAAACAACUCUUCUUUUUGGCUAACAGACUCCUCAAUCGUCGACAAUCUUCACCUCUACCAAACAAUACAGAUAGCUACGAACUUGCCUGUAAAUUCUCACACAUUUGUAAAACGAAACUUCAAGGGAUAUGCAAUAGUUUCACUCCUGACGUGACACCUCUACAGUCUUCCUGUCCUUCUACCUUGGACAGCUGUUGAUCAAGCAUCUUACAGUGAAAAGCAACUAAUUGAUUCCAAUCAAAAAGACAUGUCUGACCAAGAUAACAUGCAAAUCAGCCAUGGCAAAGAUUGUACAGAUCAUAACCUAUCAGUACAUACAAACGAUGAUACCCUCAAUUAUAUAUGUUCAUGUGGAGAAAGUUUUCAUUCGUUUGAACAACUCACUGUCCACACAAAGACUGUUGGGGGAGGGGAACCCAUGAAAUGUCCAAGUUGCGACGAGGUG